This is a messenger RNA of Polyodon spathula (Mississippi paddlefish), 2536 nucleotides long. Its product is annotated as lysosomal acid phosphatase-like. Gene Ontology annotation, cellular component: lysosome. The record is from RefSeq and is a predicted model, not a curated record. Gene Ontology annotation, biological process: dephosphorylation; lysosome organization. The transcript has 11 exons. NCBI's taxonomy places the organism in Eukaryota, Metazoa, Chordata, Actinopteri, Acipenseriformes, Polyodontidae. Gene Ontology annotation, molecular function: acid phosphatase activity. Bases 31 to 1317 code for a protein of 428 amino acids.
GGUUUAUGUCUUCCGGAUUGCUGUUUGAUAAUGGCGCCUGGAAUACCAUAUCAGUUUUUCUGUUCUAGGCCGUUUUUUCUGGUUUUAAUUGUAACAUUAGCUAUUUUAAGUACAGCGGCCGGGGAAAAGCAGUUGAAGUUUGUCACGUUGCUUUAUCGUCAUGGUGACAGGUCCCCUGUCAGAACUUUUCCCACUGAUCCCCACCAGGAGAGUGCUUGGCCUCAGGGCUUUGGGCAGCUCACCAAAGUGGGGAUGAGGCAGCAUUUCGAGUUGGGACAGACUCUGAAAAGACGAUACAGAGGGUUUCUUAAUGAAAACUACAGUCGGAGAGAGAUCUCAGUUCGCAGCACAGAUUAUGACAGGACGUUGAUGAGCGCUGAGGCCAACCUGGCAGGACUGUACCCUCCCAAUGGCAGUGAGGUCUUCAACCCAAACAUCACCUGGCAACCCAUUCCAGUCCACACUGUCCCAGACACUGAAGACAUGUUGCUGAGGUUCCCAUUGCCAAACUGUCCUCGUUAUGAUCUCCUGAUGAACGAGACUAAGAAAACGGAGGCAUUUGUGAACAUGACGAAGAACAAUAUUAAAUUUUUGGAAAUGGUGGGCAAUGAAACUGGGUUGAAGGAUGUAUCUGUAGAGUCAAUCUGGAGCGUCUACGAUACUCUGUUUUGUGAGCAAUGUCAUAACAUGACACUGCCUCCUUGGGCAACACUGGAGGUGAUGCAGAAAUUAAAGAAGCUGAAGGACUUCAGCUUUGAGUUCAUGUUCGGGAUCUACAAGAGAGAGCAGAAGGCCCGUCUCCAAGGAGGUGUUCUUCUCGGGCAUAUUGUAAAAAAUAUCUCACAAGCUUCCAAUAUCUCCUCCACUCAUCCCCUGAAGCUGAUGAUCUACUCGGCGCACGACACUACUAUUGUGGCUUUGCAGCUAGCACUUGACGUUUACAAUGGCAAACAGGCCCCCUAUGCUGCGUGCCAUAUCUUUGAGCUGUAUCAAGAAGAUCAUGGGGCCUUCACAGUAGGGAUGUUCUAUCGGAACGAGACCGGGAAAGAUCCAUACCCUGUGAAACUGCCAAACUGUACCCAGGACUGUCCACUUGAGGAUUUUAUUAGGAUCACGAAGUCCGUCAUUCCAGAAGACUGGGCAAAGGAAUGUCAGAUCGGCAGAACGCUCCAGGACACAGAAGUGAUUGUGGGUCUGGUGGUUUGUGGCUGCUUGCUGUUCUUGCUGAUUCUGCUUCUGUUGACUGUUCUGUGCCGGCAGAAAUCUCAGGCAAACGGGUAUCGGCACGUCUCAAACGAGGGUGAAGACCCAUCCUGACAAUCACUCUCACUUCUCGGAAAACAAGAACUCUCAGACAGCGAGGAUGGCUUUUAAUUCCCCCAGGACAUAAUGAAAGGGAGCUGAGACAAGUUACUGAGCAAUCACAAAGUUUAAAAGAAACAAAAACAAAAAAAAAAUUGUAUUUUUUCAGUUACACUUUCUUGGUUCCACAUUGAGCAUUGAUGUCUGACUCAGGGUAGUAAGGGGUGCUUGAUAUGUAGUCGCAGGACAAACACAUGAACCUAAUUCUUUGGGAGCUGCUAAUGUUCUCGAUCCUUGAAUUUGUGUGUUUAAAAAAAAAAAAAAAAAAAAAAGUAAUUUUUAAUGCAGUGAAUGUCUAGACUUUUUUGAGAACACAUUCUGUGCUCAAUUUAACAUGCUGUAUUGUGUUUUUUUUUUUUUUCCCCCUAAGACUGCACCUCUUACCUUCUGUUGCUUCUUCCUUCCACUCCAUUUACAAUAUGGUUCAUUCCAGUCUAAGACUUUGAGAGUAGCUACUGUUGAGAAAAACACUGACCUUGACAGGAGCUUGUUUCCCAGUGAGUUUGUUUGUGGUUAGUGCCCAAAUCGAUUUAUGAAUGAUAACGUUGGUUUCAACAUGGGCCCAUACAUGGAACUGAAUGAAGAAUCAGAUAUUAGUGCACUCAUACACAAAAUGAUGCUUGUCGGAAGCUAACCCAUUAUUUAAUUGGAAGGGAAGUGCACUGUACUUGAAAGAUGCAUUUCUGUUGCUAUAGUAACACUCAUGUUUAAUAGAAAUUUAAUUCCUUAGAAACUUAAUUUACAGGAAUGUGAUGUAAUUUAUUGAAUGUAUUGGCAUUCUGGAUUUACAGGUGGGGCAUUUUUUGAUAUGCAAGGAUUAAUAACUUCAACAGUGGGUUUUGUUUUUUUUAGCUAAUAAAGCAGAAAUGUAUGGUAAGGAAACAUUGAAUUGUAUUUGCUGACUAACACAUUGAAUUGGCCAUGCCAAGUAAAGUAGAAACCAGAACAUCUAGACUGACAGAUUUCAGUUUGCUCUUGGUAGUUCAGUGCCAUACACACACAAAUGGGUUGCACAAAAAAAAGUUUUGCCACAUUUUGCAAGGGGAAACAGAGUUUAAUUAUUAUUAUAUUUUAUUUUAUUUUAUUUUGACAGGUAUAUGGUUUGGGUUUUUGAUUUAACUUCAUGCUUGUUAAUUGUAAUUUAAAGAAUUUAAAUAAAUGCAUUUGCAACGAA